CUUUCCUCUGCAUAGUUCUUAGGAUAAUAAAUGCUGGUUAGAGUUAGGUUAUGGUUGUGAUGAAUGCUUCCGAUUAAUGGGGUGUGAUGAAUGCUUGUGUUAGGUAGUUUAACUCUGAUGAAUGCGUGUUAUGACUGUGUGGUAGAUAAUAAAUUUGUUAGAUACAUGUCUAAUCAUCUCUACUCAACUAGAAUGAAAGCUCUCAAGUCUUCUUCUCUUUCUUUUCAUCUUGAAACAUAUUUCUUCUGCUUUCUCUCCUCUUUUCCUGUAUUUAAACCGCUCCUUUCUCUCUUUCUUUUCAUCUUGAAACUCAUUUCUUCUGCUUCAUCUCUUCUCUCACAUACUAGGAUAUGGAUUCUAGAAAUCAAUUUAGUCAGACAUCCAAUUUUGUUGAUCUGUUGAACAGUCAACAAGAUACUGACUUUCCUGAAACCUAUCCGUAUGCAAGUUUCUCACAUGGAUCAUCACAACUCCCGCGGCAAACUUCAAGCUUCUGUGAAGUCUCAACGACAGAGCGUAGAGAAAGAAAGAAAUGGACAGUCACUGAUGAUCUUGUGCUCAUUAGCGCUUGGCUAAACACAAGCAAAGACCCUGUGGUGGGUAAUGAGCAGAAAGCAGGUGCAUUCUGGCAGCGCAUUGCAGUGUACUUUGCAGCAAGUCCGAAGUUGGAAAGAGGAGAAACCCGAGAGCCCAUUCAGUGCAAGCAAAGGUGGCAGAAGAUGAAUGAUCUUGUGUGUAAGUUUUGUGGGGCUUAUGCCGCGGCAACAAGGCAGAAAACAAGUGGCCAGAACGAGGCUGAUACUGUUAAACUGGCACACGAAAUCUUCUACAAUGAUCACAAGAUUAAAUUUAAUCUUCACCAUGCUUGGGAGGAGCUUAGGAAUGACCAGAAAUGGUGUGAAAUUGCUUCAUCCAAGCUUGAUGGAGGCGGAAAGAAGAGAAAGCUUGACGAUGGAGCACAAUCUGAAAGCUCUCAAGCAACUUCCAAUCUCGGAGCUUCACCAACGAACCGUCCUCCUGGUGUUAAGGCUGCGAAAGGAGCAGCUGGUAAGAGAAGUUUAGGGGAUCACCAGGCUGUCACUCACUUUCAGACCCUGUGUUCUAUGAAGGAGAAAGAUUUGGCGGUUAAGGAGAAAGAUUUGGCGGUAAAGGAGAGUUAGAAAUGAAGAGAGUGUAUGUUUGUGUCACGUUCAGUCACAAGAGCAUGCAAAGAUAUGAAGAGAAGUUUGUCUGUUUGUGUCACGUUCAGUGACAAGAGCAUGCAGAGAUAUGAAGAGAAGUUUGUUUGUUUGUGUCACGAGCUGUGUAUGUGGGCUUCUCAAAGUCAUGAGUGUGUCGCAUUAUGUAAAUAUUGUCUUUGCUUUUUCUAGUUUGUUGUUUUCCUAUAGUCACGAGUGUAAUAUAUUAUGUCUUCUGUUAUAUAAACGGUUCAUUCACAAAGCAUUUGAAUCACAAA
Messenger RNA from Brassica napus (rape), 1456 nucleotides. Its product is annotated as glutathione S-transferase T3-like. The coding region runs from base 351 to 1160 and encodes 269 amino acids. The transcript has 2 exons. The record is from RefSeq and is a predicted model, not a curated record. Lineage: Eukaryota; Viridiplantae; Streptophyta; Magnoliopsida; Brassicales; Brassicaceae.